AUGCUGCCUCCAAUGUUCUGGAAUGAUUUGAGAGAGGUCUUGUUGAUAAAGUUACAACAACAACAACAAGAGCAACAACAAAUGACAACAAUAGGAUUGUCAUAUAAUGUUUGGAUGAACAUGUUUCCAAUGCCCUCUUCACUACCUUUUACAGAUUUGACCAUAACAUUCAGUUAUGAUCGUCGUUCAAACAUCAAUAGACAUAGUUUGCCUGAAACGUUAACGUCAUUAACAAUUGAAGGUUAUUUCGAUGGUACAUUGGAGGAGGGUACACUGCCCGAUGGUCUAAGACACCUAUCAAUCAAAACAUCUGAUUGGAACAAUCCAAUCACACAUGGGAUACUACCAUCCAAACUGGAGACACUACAACUAGGUCGUAGCUACGAUCAUCCACUCAAUGAUCUAGAGUGCAGUAACAGUGUCACACGUGUAUCACUUGGAGAAUCAUUCAACAAGAUCAUUCCAUUUGAAUCAUCACUUGAAUACCUGUCUUUAGAUGCACCUAGCCCACUCUUUAACAUUGACCAGCCAUACUCUAUGUUAAAGUCUUUGAUACUCACUGCCGUCUAUACCAAAGUGCUUUGUCGGAUCAAAUCCAAGACAUUCCCAUCACUCACGCAACUUCAUGUACACUCAUUCUUGGACGACUAUAGGAUUGACCACCUACCACAAGGAACAUUGCCCAUCUCGCUCGAAGAUCUAAUGAUAGUGAUCAACAGACCAUUCGUCUUGCCCAUUGGUCUGAAGAAGUUGCAUCUAACACUCAGGCCAGAUAUGCAUAAUAAUGGAUGCCUAAGACUUCCAAACUCCAUCACAUCACUGUCGAUCGAAGGGUCAUUCGCCAUGAACUUCCUACGCAGUGUAGUACCACUCCCAGCAUCAUUGACUCAUCUGUCAUAUCUCGAGUCUGUUGUUAUAGACUACAUGAUAUUGCCACCUACAAUCAGAUCCCUGACAAUUAGAGGACAGGCACUGAACCCAAUGCCACCACCAAUGUCAAUCGUGUACUUGGAGAUAGUAAUACCAAACAAGAGUUACAAGAUGUACCGAUUGACGUUUGAUCAAUUCAUUGUUCGUAUAACUGGUGAUCUUAAACAAUGUGGAUUCACGACCUACAAUUCGAUCCUCUCACGGAUCGAUAGAUACCUAGGCAAUCGUAUUCAACAAAACGAUCCAAUAGAAGAAAAUCCACCACGAUCAUCAUCAAGGAAGAAAUGUAUCAUUUCCUAA
Messenger RNA from Acytostelium subglobosum LB1, 1230 nucleotides. RefSeq lists its product as hypothetical. Lineage: Eukaryota; Evosea; Eumycetozoa; Acytosteliales; Acytosteliaceae. The coding region runs from base 1 to 1230 and encodes 409 amino acids. The record is from RefSeq and is a predicted model, not a curated record. The transcript has a single exon.